AUGGACAGGAAAGCCAUCCAUGAAUUUGGAGAUAUAUUCCGUCUUUACCGUAUCUUUGUCACAUCCACCGGCUUAGAAUUACCUACCGAUUUAUCCAACAAGUUUGGGAAAGAACCCGAGGAUUGGUUCCAUUAUUAUAUCACCAAGGCAACCGCCCUUCACGCCACCGACCGGGAUGUCUUGAUGGCCCAAGCCAUCAAAGAAUACGAAGACGCAGAAAAGUUCUUGAUCACCUUUCAAGAUGAUAUCAAUUAUUCCGUCCUGAUACAAGUCGCCUCUAAAAUGCUUUGGAUAUUAGAUGCAUUUCCUUCUUACGCUGGAUCGUAUUACAUUCUAAGUUACCUGUUAUAUAUCGUCAAUCGAUUUGAAGAUGCUCUUGAUGUGAUGGACAUGGGACGUCUUUGUUCAACUUCAUAUCCACCAUUCGACGGUAACAACAACAACAACAACAAAAAGAAUUUGAACCGCUCCCAUGGAACUAAUUAA
Molecule: messenger RNA, 486 nt
Organism: Mucor mucedo
Lineage: Eukaryota; Fungi; Mucoromycota; Mucoromycetes; Mucorales; Mucoraceae
Exons: 2
Coding region: 1-486 (161 amino acids)
Source: RefSeq, a predicted model, not a curated record